Molecule: messenger RNA, 867 nt
Organism: Chanos chanos (milkfish)
Lineage: Eukaryota; Metazoa; Chordata; Actinopteri; Gonorynchiformes; Chanidae
Product: lysophosphatidic acid receptor 5
Exons: 1
Coding region: 1-867 (288 amino acids)
Biological process (GO): positive regulation of Rho protein signal transduction; phospholipase C-activating G protein-coupled receptor signaling pathway
Cellular component (GO): plasma membrane
Molecular function (GO): G protein-coupled receptor activity
Source: RefSeq, a predicted model, not a curated record
AUGAAGACAUGUAACACGCUCGAUGCUCCAUACGUCCGGCUGCCUAUCGAUAUCCUCAUUCUGUCGAUCGGUCUCCCGGCCAACGCGAUGCUGUUAUGGACGCUCCUGAGGAACGGGAAGGCUUUAUCUGCCUCUGAAGUCCUGGGUCUUAACCUAGGCCUGCUGAACAUACUUUACUGUCUUUGUCUGCCGAUGGAAAUUUACGUCGUUCACCAGAAGCGCACGGACCACUUGCUCCUCGUCUCGGAGGCCCUCUCCGCCCUGAACAGCUUUGGCUGUCCCCUGCUGCUGGCCAGCAUGUGCGUGGAGCGCUACGUGGCGGCUUCGCACCCCGUGCUUUACCUGCGACUGGGUCGACUGGGGUACCGAGUCGUCUACACCGCGCUGGUCUGGAUUCUCACGAUCUUUGUCGCUCUGGCAACCUACCUCCGAGGCCUGUCCGACAUGGCCCUGGGCGCGUCCAUCGUCAUUGACGUGCUCUUCCUCGUCAUGCUGGUGUGCCUGGUGGGCGUAGUGCGGGUGCUUUGUAAAAAGGCCCCUGGCGAGGGCAGACAAGGGGCUCCAGGAUGUUCGGCGAUGAAGAAGAGGGCUCUGAGGAACAUAGUGGCCGUCUUAGUGCCCUCCACGCUGGCCUACGGACCACUCUUGGCCCUAGCUCCGUACCUAACGGCCCUACGGGCUCUGACGAAGGCGAAGGUGAGUGUCACGCACUGCGACGCGCUCAAGCUGAUGCUGGUCUUUCCCGGUUUUGGGGUUUACAUCGGGCCCGCCUUCUAUAUGUCUCGGACCAGUCAGCUGCUGUGCCGUCGGAACGGCGCAGAAGGCAAGGAGCAGACCACCAAUUGCAUUUUAGAACAAGUUAAAUAG